AGAUUCUCUCCCUUUUCUUACCUUUCAAAUACUCCCCCAUUUCUUCUCUCCCAAAAUCCCCAACACAAAAACCAAAUCGUUUACUACCAAUUCAUUCACAACCCCCACGCCGCCUCCUUCUAAAUCCUCGAGCGCCACUUGUCCGCGCAGAACUUCCGGCAGGACGACGGGGAGACGCGCCGCCUGCUCAUCGCGCUCGCCGGAGACGCCACGCAGGAGCGCGGGCACGCGUUCUUCUCGGAAGUCCAGUUCAUCCCCGCUCCAGAUCUGCGCCAGAUCGACUCCCUGUGGUGCAAAUACAGCGAUGUCCUUCCAUUCUCAGGUGGUACGGAUCAACAACAUGAUCCCAAUCCACAAUCUGAUCCAGCCUUCAAUGCUACUAUGUGUGCAAUGCUAUUCCAGUUACGACGAUCUCCGCUCCUGGUCAAUGGCAUAGAAUGAUGUGCGAGAGAUCUAUUCUCAGGUGAGCUUGGCACGAUAGACUGUUGCCACUUCAACUACGACUCUAGAUAUAGAGGAUUCUCCAUCUUCAAUGCGGCACACGUCAGAUGCGCCAGGAAGAGGUACUUAUACCUGAAGGUGAAGGUGAAGACUGGUGGAUUAUCCUUCAAGUGCGGUAAAUCUCCAAACGAUGUUUUUAUAAACUUGUAUUAAUGGUGCUAGUAUUUCAAUCCAUGACAUUUACGUGUUGAAUUGAUAUUUUUUAACAAUCUAAUGCAAGUUGAUUGGAGGUUAGAUCGAAUUGUGGAUCGGGAUCUUGUUGUUGGAGGUUAGAUCGAAUUGUGGAUCGGGAUCUUGUUGUUGAUCCGUAUCACUUUUCGUGGGAUAAGAGACAUGGCAGUGGUGGUUGACAAUGUACAGUUGAUUAAGGAUAAGAGGAGUGAGGAGGUUGAAUUUGAAGACGCCAUUUUCUUCAUCAAUUUAAUAUAAAAUGAGAUUGAACAUCAAUUAAUACAUACAUUAGUAUUAUACAUGUGAUGAAUGAAGUGGAGCAUCAAUUCAAAAAAACUAUACAAAACUUGAUUUAAAGAAACAUCUUAAAUCAAAAUUUAAAAUUGAAUGCAUGAAUUAAAAGCUCGAAAGUACUCAAUCCUAAAGCUAUAAAAAUCAAAAUUUUUUAGAAGUGGAAGCUGUUGUAAAACGUGAUGAGAUUAAAGGCAUAAAGGUAUCCACUUUUAAUGAAGAGGGGAAGAAGAUAUGGGAAAGAACUUUGAUUUGCAAUGUUAAAUGGUUAUCUUAUUAUGAUUCUAUUAAACAAAGGAAAACAACAAUUAAGAAUAUGAGUGCUUAUUAAUGCAAUUUGACAUUUUUUAAAAUGGUUAAAUAGGUUUAGUUGAUGGAAAGUAUAUCCCUGUUGAAAAACUAACACUUGAGUCUACAAUCUGUGCUCAACUUUUGACCAUGUUGUCUUUGGUUAGAAAAGGACUUGGAUUUUAUAAGUUUGGAUAUUGGUAAAUUAAAAUGACUUGGAUGGCUCAUUCCUUGCUUUUUAUUUUCUCUCAGGGGCUUCGGUUAAAUCUUCUACCCUUCUACCUUUUAAAAUGCUUUUAAAGAUGUAACUUAUACGGAGUAACAUUAAUCUAUCGCAAAUACUCAGUUCUUCAAAAAAAUAUCAAGAAAAAGAAAGACUUACAAAGAUGGUUAUUUCUACUCAAACUACACAUUAUGCUUUAGAGUAUUCAUAUAUUUUAUCUCCAAAACUAAGUAUACAUUCACAAGAUAGGAAACAAUAUGUGCACAUUGUCAAAGCUCGUGCGAAGCAUUGGAGGUAGUCCUGUUAGUUCAUGCAUUUAGUUUUAAAUUUUAAAUUUAGAUAUUUCUUUAAAUCAAGUUCUUUCAUCAUGCAUUUUUUAUGAGGCACUCUCAAGACAGUCCCUUCAUGACGUUGCCAUAUAUGCAUCAGUUAGUUGUGCGAACAUCAAUCUUCGACAAAGUUGUUGCUGCGUACUUAAUUUGUAUUAAAUAAUGUCGAUCACUUCAAUAUACUACUAUCGCAAUACAUUGUUUGCAUGAUUCGUACUGACAUCGGUCUCGAUGAAAUAUAUAUCUAUUUGAGGAAUUGUAGCUUCAUCAUACUAACUCUGAAGCUUUCUUUAGAUUUUCCCCUAUCCAAUCAAUCCCUUCCCUUUAUCUUCUUCUUCUCCUUUCAAAUACCCCGAUCCCCCAUUUCUACACCCCCCAACACAAAGAAACCGCCGUCCUCCUCCUUCCUAAAAAAACCCGCCUGCACCACCGUGGCCGUUUCCCUCGGGGUCUCGAUCUUGUCUGCCGCCCCCACGGCGGUCACUCCCACCUCGCAAUCCGCCGCCGCCUCCUUCAAUCUUCUCGAGCGCCACUUGUCCACGCAGAACGUCUGCCACGUCUCCCGCAGCUAGAUCGAAAAGGCAGCGCGGGAGAUGUGUGACCAACUCCACAAAGACUUGCAGCUCUGGCUGCCGUCAUUGAGCGGCAAGUCUCUCUGAAGUUGGUGGCAUGUCUCCCGCGCUGCACCUUCGAUCCAGCUGCGGGAAACGUGACGAAUAGUUGUGUAGUUUGCUUGGAACAGUUUGAGCCGGGGAGGAGCUAUCGAUGUUCCAACCGUGCUCCCACUCGUUCCAUGCGCCCAGUGGCUGGCUCAAAGGAUAAUAUUAAAGUGGGUGGUGUAGUUGAUUUUUUUGUGUUCAAGAAGAUAAUUAAAAAAUUGAACAUAUAAAUAAUACUUUCACCCAAAAUCUAAAUAUGCAUUUGCUCGAUUGGAUCUUUGAAUCUCAAGGAAGGCAAAUUUACAAAGCGAAACACUUUCCAUUAUUUUGGAGAAAUAAUAAAUCCACAAUUUUCUGAAUGACAUAGGUCUCUCAAAUGAACCGGUAUCAUUUAGGCCAUGUUUGGCAUUAGCGUCAGAGAUUAGCGUUGGAGUUUCGAAAAAGCUAUUCGAUGGUAGCUUUUAGCGUUAGUGUUUUCAGAAUUAAUUUGCACUGUUAAAAUUUUAUCCAAAACGCUAACGUUAAUCGAAAACGCUGUUACCAAACAAAGCCUUAAUGAUAUUGGUAUUAGUCUUAUCUUUGUCUUAUUUUGUGUAUGAACUUGGUCCAAUGUAAUUAGUCCGACGUAAUUCGGUAUGUUCUAAAGGCUUUUUUUGGAAGCGACAGUGUUCGUUUAUAUCAAUCAAGGAACAAAUUCGUA
Cuscuta campestris is the source of this 3162-nucleotide messenger RNA. Lineage: Eukaryota; Viridiplantae; Streptophyta; Magnoliopsida; Solanales; Convolvulaceae. The record is from the annotation of a GenBank genome assembly.